Molecule: messenger RNA, 7869 nt
Organism: Erpetoichthys calabaricus (reedfish)
Lineage: Eukaryota; Metazoa; Chordata; Cladistia; Polypteriformes; Polypteridae
Gene: erich3
Product: glutamate-rich 3
Exons: 18
Coding region: 253-6234 (1993 amino acids)
Source: RefSeq, a predicted model, not a curated record
GUUAUCUUGCUUUGCUCCUGGUUGCUAGCUUCACUCUGCAGCCGAUCGUUGCUAGCUUCACUCCGUAAGCAGGAGCAAUUGGAAAACGGCAGAUGCAGAGAACGUACAGAACGCAUAGGGUUCUGAAUGGAUACAUGUGCUGCGCUGUGCUCCCUAUGUUAGCCACCCCUCCCCUCCACCAGGAAAGCUGGAAAAGUAAUACUUCAGGACUUUAAAUCAGAAUCUGAAGGACAAAGCUGUGUCUUCUGAAAAAUGAGCCAUCACCCACAUUCCGGACUAAUAGCAGCCUACAACAGUCUAACCGAUAGGCACCUAAUUGGAUACUUUAACAACACAAGAGUACGACGGCAUCUAAGAAGAGCAGGACUGGUUACCAAAAAUGGCAGAAUCGUCCCAGAGAAAGAAUAUAAAAAUAACCUCCUGCAAAAGGACCAUGAAAGAUACUUACGGGAAAGUAUUGCACAAGCAGUUUUUCAGAAAGUACUAGAUUUAGAGCGGCAUCAUAAACUGGAAAUAAGAAAGAAAUUGGAAGAAAUUACACUUAAAAGACGGACUUCAAAGAUCAAGGCAAAGAGGGUAAGGAAACAUGAUGUCUCACUGCCUAUGCUGUCUCCGCAUCCGCCAACUUACCCAAGGAGUCAACAUGCACAAGUGCCAGAGGAAGAUGGAGAGCCUUCUGAGGGAUCAGAUUCUUUACUUACUCCCCGCCCAUACACGGCACCUGGGAAAAUGCAACGACCAGUUCGUCUAGAGCCAAUCAGUAAGGACACUGCACCUUCUCAAAAAAGGACUGUGUCAGGUGUAAGAAAGAAGUACCAAAGCGAAGAAGAUCAACAUAUGUCCAGAGAGUUUGGCAAAGAAGAUCAAAAAUAUUCUACGAAGGAUUUUGCCUGUGAAGUUUCCCCCUAUCUACUUCCAGUUAUAAAUAAUUAUGUGGUCCCAGUUCCACCUCCUUCUAGAAAAGAAAAGAAUUCGAAGGGAAAACCAAAGGGAACAGUUGGGGGUAGAAGGCUGCGGCCCACAACUGCACCAAAUUUGCUAGGUGUCACAAAGGAGUCUACCAAAUAUCACAAAAACGGAAUUCACAGUAAUGUAGUAUUAACUAUGGUGUAUUUUGGAAGAACUGUCCAUUUGACGUUUGAGGCUCUAGGCCUGAUAAAAGAAGAAGUGAAAAUUCUACAACAACACUGUGGUGGAGAAAAUCUAUGCAUUUACCAUGGACAGCUAUCAGUAGGAGAAACAUUUCAGUUUAUCUCAAAGAGACAUCAUGGCUUUCCAUUCAGCCUUAGUUUUUACGUCGAUGGGUUACUAGUUGAUAGACUCAGUUCUUGCUGUGAAUUUAAACAUCGAAGAGGAUCUAGGCUUGGAGGGAAGAGUGGCCCUUUUGGCUUUCUCAACAUUGAAGGAGCUACACCCUGUUACAAGUGUAUUAUUUCAAUGGGAUUAGAUAAAAAGCCAACUCCUCCUAAAAGAAUGAAGGAAGAGAGCGACGAGAAAACACAAAAAGAUGAUGAAUAUGAAGAGGAUUUUGAAGGGGAUGCAGAAGUCAAAGUGAAGAAGGAAUCGGAUAAUGAAAGUAAUGAGUCGGGUUCAGAUAAAGGAAAGACAAUGAGCGAUGAAGAGAAGGCAAGCUAUUCUGGUUCUGAGUCAGAGUAUGAUGACAAAUCAGGUGACAGAGGUUCAAGGUCUUCUAUGUCAUCCAUGUAUUCAUUAAGUAGCAGCAAAGAUGGCACAGAGAGUCAAACCGAGGAUGUAAAAGAUUCAGUUCAGGAAGAGACUCUCAAAGCCUCCUACAGUUCAUCAGGAGGGGACCUGGAAUCUGCUGGCGACGUUAAGGAUCAUGAAUGUGAUGAAGAGGGAAUAACUGAAAAUCCUGAACAUCACGAAGCAGAAACACCACAACUAGAACAGGCUGAGAAUCUUCAGAGUAGUGAUCAAGGCUUAAGUGAAAACAAAGCACAUGAAACGAUAUCUGACAUUGAUGAAGAACUUACUGAGGGGGGCACUGCGACUGACACACAGGAAAGUGUCCGACUGACACCUGAAGAAGCAGGACCCAAAAACACUGAAGAAGCAGGACUUGAAAAUGCUUAUUCUGAGUCAUUCACCUUGGAAUCAGCAUUAGAAAAUGACAUUGCAGAAUCACAGCCCCAACAAGAAACUGAACCUCCUGAAUGUAGUGGUGAAAACAUGGAUUCUUUUUAUGUUGGCGCACAGGCAGCCAAAUCUAUUCAAGAGAAAAUUUCAGAGGCUAUUUUAUGUGAGUCAAGAUGCAGUUCAGAGCCAGAACCUAGUGACUCCAGUUCUGAUGACGAUGAUGACAAUUCAAGUGCCACUAAUAGGCGAAGACCAUCUGAAGAAAGGUUUAAUGGUGCAGAACCUGAAGUGUGUACAGAGUCAGCAAACAGCACUAACAAGGAGUCAAACAUGGAAACUAAAAUGGAGGAAACCGAUCUUCAUACACACUCUGAAAGCAAAUGCUUGAAGUCUGAGCCAGAUGAAGAUCACAAGGACAUUAAAGCUGAUGCCCUACCAGAUCAUGAGUGUGAGAGAGAGGCAGAGCAGGCUGAGAAUGAAAUCCCAAGUAAUAACAGAAAUGAACGACCUGAAUCUGUAACAGAGGCAGCACAUUUUGAGGCUAAUACUGCUGAGGAAUCUCAGUCUGAAGCAGCGCAACUUGAGAACACAGAGGUUGAAGCAUACAUAAUAGAUGCAAGUUUUGAAGAUGAUGGUGAAGUGAAUGAAGCUGGUGAAGAAAAGACAGGGAUAGAGGCUCAAGGAGAAGGUGAGGCUCAAGUAGAGGCAGGGUCUGAGGGUGAGAUGGGAAAUGAUAUGGGUGAAUUAGAGAUUAAUUCUAAGACAGAUGAAAUAGUGGCAGAGACUGAGGCAAGUUCAGAGCCUACAGAGGCAGGGACUGAAGCUAAUUCAGAUGAUGUUGAGGCUGACAAAUUAGAAACUGACAUUGAAGAGGCUGAGACUGAGGCUAACACAGAAGAGGGUGAUCCUGAGGCUGUUGCAGAGGAGGCUGUAGAAGAGGAAGAACUUGAGACAGAAAUUGAGGCUAACAUUGAAGAGGCACAGGUUGAGGGUAAUACUGAGGUAGAUGCUGAAACAAAUAUUGAAGAAGGUGAGACAGAGAACGAGGCUAAUGUAGAAGAUGGUGAACAUGAGGCAGAGGCUGAGGUUAAUGCAGAUGAAGCUGAACCAGUAACACAGUCAGAAGCUGAUCUGUCUGGGACAGAACAUGAAGCCAACAUAGAGGAGACUGAGACUGAGACUGCGUCUCAGGCCAAUGAACAUGAUGCCGACAAUGAGCUUGAAACUAACAUAGACAUGGCUGAGCCUGAACUUGAAGCUGAUGUGGAUGAGGCAGAGCCAGAGGCUAAUGAAGAUGUUGCAGAGGCUGAGCCUGAGGUUAACAUAGAUGAGGCUGAGCCAGAAGCUGAAGCUAUUUUAGAAGCGGCUGAACCCGAGGCUAACAUUGAUGAGGUGAAUGAGGCAGAGCCGGAGUCCGAGGCGAAUGUAGAUGAGGUUGAUCCUGAGCGCAUUGCAAAUGAGGACGAGGCUGAGCCUGAGCCCGAGGCCGAGGUAGAUGAAGCAGAGCCCAAGGCUGAUCCUGAGGCUGAUGUGGCUGAGGCUGAGGCUGGUGUAGCUGAGGCUGAUGUAGCUGUAGCUGAGACUGAGGCUGAGGCUGGUAUAGCUGAGGCCGAGCCUGAGCACGAGGCUGAUGUAGAUUUGGCAGAGCCUGAGGCUGAUGUAGAUGUGGCCGAACCUGAGCCUGAGCCCGAGGCUAAUGCGGACGAGGCCGAGCCUGAGCCCGAGGCUGAUGUAGAUGAGGCCGAGCCUGAGCCCAAGACUGAUGUAGAUGAGCCCGAGGCUAAUGUGAACGAGCCUGAGCCUGAGGCUAAUGCGGACGAGGCCGAGCCUGAGCCCGAGGCUGAUGCAGCCAAACCUGAGCCUGAGCCCGAGACUAACGCGGAUGAGGCCGAGCCUGAGCCCGAGGUUAACGCGGACGCGGCCGAGCCUGAGCCCGAGGUUAACGCGGACGCGGCCGAGCCCGAGGCUAACGUGGACGAAGCCGAGCCCGAGGCUAACGUGGACGAAGCCGAGCCCGAGGCUAACGUGGACGAAGCCGAGCCCGAGCUUAACGUGGAUGCGGACGAGGCUGAGGCCGAGGCUAAGGUGGACGCGGACGAGGCUGAGCCUGAGGCUAACGGGAAUGAGGCUGAGCCUGAGCCCGAGGCUAACGCGGCUGAGGCCGAGGCUAACGCGGCCGAGGCGGACGCGGCUGAGCCCGAGGCUAACGCGGACGCGGCUGAGCCCGAGGCUAACGCGGACGCGGCUGAGCCCGAGGCUAACGCGGACGCGGCUGAGCCCGAGGCUAACGCGGACGCGGCUGAGCCCGAGGCUAACGCGGACGAGGCUGAGCCCGAGGCUAACGCGGACGAGGCUGAGCCCGAGGCUAACGCGGACGGUGCCGAGGCUAACGCGGACGGUGCCGAGGCUAACGAGGCCGAGGCUGAGCCCGAGGCUAACGCGGACGAGGCCGAGGCUGAGCCCGAGGCUAACGCGGACGAGGCCGAGGCUGAGCCCGAGGCUAACGCGGACGAGGCCGAGGCUAACACGGACGAGGCUGAGCCCGAGGCGGUCGCGGACGAGGCCGAGCCUGAGCCCGAGGCGGUCGCGGACGAGGCCGAGCCUGAGCCCGAGGCGGUCGCGGACGAGGCCGAGCCUGAGCCCGAGGCGGUCGCGGACGAGGCCGAGCCUGAGCCCGAGGCGGUCGCGGACGAGGCCGAGCCUGAGGCCGAGGCUGAUGCGGACGAGGCCGAGCCCGAGGCGGAUGCGGACGAGCCUAAGGCCGAGGCUGAGCCCGAAGCUAAUGCGGACGAGGCCGAAGCUAAUGCGGACGAGGCCGAAGCUAAUGCGGACGAGGCCGAGGCUAAUGCGGACGAGGCUGAGCCCGAGGCUAACGCGGACGAGGCUGAGGCUGAGCCCGAGGCCGAGGCGGUCGCGGACGAGGCUGAGCCCGAGGCGGUCGCGGACGAGGCCGAGCCUGAGCCCGAGGCGGUCGCGGACGAGGCUGAGCCUGAGGCCGAGGCUAAUGCGGACGAGGCCGAGCCCGAGGCGGAUGCGGACGAGCCUGAGGCCGAGGCUGAGGCCGAGGCUAAUGCGGACGAGGCCGAGGCUAAUGCGGACGAGGCCGAGGCUAAUGCGGACGAGGCCGAGCCUGAGCCCGAGGCUAAUGCGGACGAGGCCGAGCCUGAGCCCGAGGCUAAUGCGGACGAGGCCGAGCCUGAGCCCGAGGCUAAUGCGGACGAGGCCGAGCCCGAGGCUAAUGCGGACGAGGCCGAGCCUGACCCCGAGCACGAGGCUAAUGCGGACGAGGCCGAGCCUGAACCCGAACCCAAUGCAGCCGAGGCCGAGCCUGAGCCUGAACCCGAGGCGGAGGCUCACAUAGAUGAGGCUGAGACUGAACCAGAGGCUCACGUAGAUGAAACCGAGGAUCAUGUAGACGAGGUUGAGGUUCACGUAGAUGAAUCCGAGGCUGAAGCUCACAUAGAUGAGCCAGAUUCUGAGGCUAACAUAGAGGAAGCAGAGUCUGAAGCUAAGGUAGAUGAGCCUGAAGCUGAGGCUACUACAGAUGAGGCAGAGGCUGAGGCUGAACCUGAGGUUAAUGCAGAUGAGCCUGAAGCUAACUUAGAAGAGCCCGAGACUAACACAGAAGAGGUUGAGCCUGAUGCUAAUGGAAAUAAAGCUGAGCCUGACAGCAAAGAGGAAGCUGAGCCUGAGCCCGAGCCCGAAGCUAACACAGAGGAGCCUGAGGCAGAGUCAGAGACUAAUGCAGAUGGGGCCAUGCCUGAGCAUGAAGGUAAUGAAGUUGAGGCUGAACCUGAGACUGAGGGUAGCACGGAAACGGCAGAGUCUGUAGUUAAUGCAGAAGAGGCAGAGACUGGUGCUAAUUUGGAAGUGACUGAGCCUGAACUGCAAGCUGAGACUAAUGUAGAAGAUGCUGAAGAAGAAGUUGCUAGAGAACAACCAAAUUCUGAAAGAGAAGGAGCUGCUGAAACUGAAGCAACAGACUAUUCUGAGCAAGACUUAACUCAACACAGAGAACAGCAAGAAUCUUUGCAACAGCAUGGACCAAAUGAAACUUCUGAAGACCUUUCUGAAGCUGAGUCUCAGAGAUCAAAAAAUGAAUCCCCUGUAAAUAUUCAGGAUGUCGAAGGAGAUUGAGGCAACCUGAGUUAAUAUGAAAGAUUCAUAAUGAAAUAAGCAUCUGUCUGACGUGGACACCCGCCUCUGUUUAUUGAGCAGUCCUUUCACAACCUCCUCAAUGGCAUUCUAGAAGUUUAAAAAUUGGAUUUUGUCACUCUCUUCUCAUCUCCAUAAAAAGACUUGUACCAUUAAUAAUGAUAUUAGUAGUAAACUCUAAUUGGCAUUCCUGCUUGUUUGCAAAAAAAGAGCCAUUUACCAUCAUAAUUGUAUUGUGUUACAGUAAGUACAAAACCAAACGAUUUAUGGACAAAAACCUGUGCACUUUCAACAAAGCAGAGAGGUUCUGUCUAGUCACAUCCUGCUGUCAGUUUUUUAUUUAAAUGUUCUUGCUUUACUACUUAAUAUCCUGUAUUCUAUUCCAAGAUGGCAUGACUUCAGCUGCCCAGUGUCAAGAGUGAUCAACAACUACUGGAAUGAGAACUGGAUGCAGGAACCUUUUGCUGUCUUUGGAUGUGGCGAGGAUGUGUUGUCCAAAACCUCUGAGCAACAGAGCAAGAUAUUUAUAGCAACAUGUUCAACAGACUAAGGUCCUUCGUUUUCCCCCCUUUUUUUUUUUUUGCAGACUUUAUAGUCCUUUGCAUUUCCAUUGCAAUGGCCCAGUUGCCAUUGGAGCCGCAGUCACUCGUGACACCCCCACCAUGACAUUGUUUUAUAGUAGCUUUUUUAUUAAAAAUUCGCACUUUCCAGUCCUCAGGGCAGCACUCAGUUUACUACAGAGAGGCUUUGUUUUAUUGCAUUUCUCAACUCUGCUUCACUAUAUGUGGGACCUUUUGAUAAACACCAUGCCAAAGCACAUUUUGAUGCUGCUUUCUUACACCGUAAUGUAUGGUUGUAGUUUUCCACUGUUUUUCAAUUCAUACAAUGCAGCUCUCUCUUGAGCUUGUAAUACUGUCGUAUGAUAUCAUGCAUUUUGGGUAAUAACCUCAUCCUGCAGGACUCUCAGUUUUGCUCAUGAACUUUGCUUCUCUGUGCAUCUUCUCCACCUGUAGAGGUCAGGUAAAAAAAAGUGUUGUAUUUAAAAUAUGCUUUGAAUCAUGAUCACAUAUUUUCACUGGUUGUAUAGGAGUUUUUUACAGCACUUUUUUAUUUUUGGAUCUAGGAAUACGUGUUGCUUGAGUGGAUGACCCAUCUCCUGUUCUUUUAGACUAUAAAAUGUUUAUCUAACCAAAACAAAAAAUGGUGAUUUCACAGGCAUGUAUUCCUUUAAAAUGUUGCAUUUUUGGUAUGACUUGAUGAUAAAGCAUACAUACAGUAGGUGUGUUUUAUAAUUUUUCACCAAUUUUGAAGGGCUUUAUUCUAAGUGUUUUUACACAACUACAGUAUAAUUUUAAGGGAUGCUUGUAAUUCCUCAUUUUGGUUUCUGAGUCCAAAACGGACUAAAGAGAUACAGUAGAGAGGAAAAAAAAAGAAAUCGCCAAAAAAUAUCUUAGCCUGUCUGGUGGCAUUUUGUGAUCUUGGAGAACUUGAGGCAUACAUGCAGAAUGUCUGCAUUACAGGAGAGGAGUGGAGCACACAGGAUAUUGAACACUGCAAAAAAAAAAAAAAACGACUAAUAACAGAAUGUGUGUUUGUGUAGGGAUAUAUAUAUAUAUA